Molecule: messenger RNA, 270 nt
Organism: Mesorhabditis spiculigera
Lineage: Eukaryota; Metazoa; Nematoda; Chromadorea; Rhabditida; Rhabditidae
Source: the annotation of a GenBank genome assembly
AUGCUGCAAAUCCGAAUUCUGCUCGUGGCCUUGAUCGUCGCACUGUUGGGUUGCAGCGUCGUGGCACAAUCAUUUGACGAGGCCGAGGAGUUCAUCCGGGAAAUGAGGGCGCCCAGCCCGAAAUUCAUCCGCUUCGGCAGGGCCGGCCAGAAGUUCAUCCGGUUCGGGAGGAGCGGGGCAAACACUUGGGAUCACUCAACCCACGAAGAGCUCGACAACCUUGACGGUGGCGUCGAGAAGCGGGCCGGGCAGAAGUUCAUCCGAUUUGGU